CUCCGCUCUCCGCCUCCGCUUCUGCCUCUGCUUCUGCUUCUGCCGGGAGAGUUUGGAAGGGAAUCUAUUAUUAUAGGCGUUGUCUGGCUUUCCUUUCCCCUCUGCAACUUCGGGACUCGACGUACCAACAUACACCGAAACACCAGAGUUGAAGCUUACCUCUCUCUGUUACUCCCGCACUUGCGCAUCCAUCUCAGCCGGACAAGCACACUCUCAAAGUCUGCCUGGUUGUUCAGAACCUAGGACGUCAAGAUGCUGAAAAUAUGGUCGAUGAAGCAACAACAGCAACAAGCUGAAAAUGCCGAAGGAGCUGCCGGUAAGAAGAAGAAGAAGGUCACCGCUGCUCAGUUGCGAGUUCAGAGAGACCUUCAAGAACUCACACUCGGCUCCACCAUGAAAAUGACUUUCCCGAACCCCGACGACAUCCUCAACUUCGUUCUCGUGAUAUCCCCCGAUGAAGGCAUGUACAAGGGCGGCCACUUCCAUUUCAGCUUCAGCGUGAACCAGAACUUCCCGCACGACCCGCCGAAGGUGAAAUGUACGCAGAAGAUCUAUCACCCGAAUAUCGAUCUGGAGGGCAAUGUGUGCUUGAACAUUCUGCGGGAGGACUGGAAGCCGGUCCUGAACCUGAAUGCGGUGAUUGUCGGGUUGCAGUUUCUGUUCCUCGAGCCGAAUGCCUCGGAUCCACUCAACAAGGAUGCGGCGGAGGAUUUGAGGGGGAACCGGGAGGGGUUUAAGAGGAAUGUCAGGGGAGCGAUGCAGGGAGGUAUGGUGAGGGGAGUGAAGUUCGAUGAUGUUCUUCGUUAGGAGGGUUUCUUCUGUUUUUUUUUUUUUUUUUUUUUUUUUGGGAGGGG
Molecule: messenger RNA, 854 nt
Organism: Aspergillus japonicus CBS 114.51
Lineage: Eukaryota; Fungi; Ascomycota; Eurotiomycetes; Eurotiales; Aspergillaceae
Product: NEDD8-conjugating protein UBC12
Exons: 4
Coding region: 253-807 (184 amino acids)
Source: RefSeq, a predicted model, not a curated record